Molecule: messenger RNA, 4056 nt
Organism: Parus major (Great Tit)
Lineage: Eukaryota; Metazoa; Chordata; Aves; Passeriformes; Paridae
Gene: SERAC1
Product: serine active site containing 1
Exons: 17
Coding region: 56-2014 (652 amino acids)
Source: RefSeq, a predicted model, not a curated record
UGGCGUCACGCGGCGCGCGAGGGCCGCCGCAGGGAGCGGCGGCGCAGGCGGAAGAAUGUCAGUGGCUGCAUACUGUGUAUUUUGCUACAGAAAAAUAGGAACCUCUGGCUCAGCCACAAAAAAACCCUGGAAUGAUAUCAGAAAAAUUGCAAAGGUAACUGGAUCACUUAUACUAGGAGGUUUUGUGUUCAUUACGUAUGAAGUCCUGUCCUUAAAUAAGUUAUUGAAAAUCGAUACUCAAGCUCUACAUCAAGAAAAACUUAAAUCCUAUGUAUACGUACGUACAGCUUCUCUAAGUCCAAGUGAAUAUCAAGGGAUUACAUACAAAGCCAGAAAAGAAAUCCAUAAAGCAGUGAGGAGAAUUCUAGAAACAGAAGCUAAAAUCUUCCGGAGACCUUUUAAUGAACAAUUCAGUACCUUUGAUGGAGAAGAUCAUGAGUGUGCCUUAUGGCUUCUCUUAAAGAGAAGUCAGUCAGAAGACAAAGCAAUCCGACUGCAGGCUGUACAAGAUCUGGCAAGCAACAGUCACUGGCAUGAUUAUCAGUAUGGCACAGUUGCUCAAACCUGUGAUCAAAGGACUGCUAUAGGUUUGGCUCGAUCCAAAGAUGUCGACCUUCGCUUUUUCCUGCCUCCACCGCCAUUGCCAAAAAUAAAGACUGAUUAUCCCAUCGAAGAUGAACUUCGCUUGUUGUUGGUAUCUUUACCUCAGACUGGUCUUGAUCCAUGUGUCCAGUACUUCACAUCACUUGCCUUACGUGAAAGUAGCCAGACUCUUGCUGCACAAAGGGGAGGCUUAUGGUGUUUUGGAGGAAAUGGACUUCCAUAUUGUGAGACAUUGAGUAAAAUCCCUUCAGAGACAGUGGAACUCUUCUGCUUGCAGGCUUUAGUACAGCAUUCUAAGAUUUCUUCUCACUGUGAUAAAAUUGAAGCUAAAGGAGGCCUCCAGCUACUGCAGAGGAUAUACCAGCUACGUAAAGAUUCAGCAAAGAUACAGAGGAACAUAAUCCGCAUUAUUGGGAAUAUGGCUUUGGAUGAACGUCUUCACUCAUCCAUAGUACGUGCAGGUUGGGUUUCUGUACUUGCUGAAGUAAUGAAAUCCCCACACGUCAUUCAGUCUUCUCAUGCAUCCAGAGCUUUGGCUAAUCUAGACAGGGACGCGGUGAAAGAAAAAUAUCCAGAUGGUGUUUAUGUCUUACAUCCGCAAUAUCGUAGCAGCCAGCCCAUCAGAGCAGACAUCCUUUUUGUUCAUGGUCUUUUGGGAGCAGCAUUUAAAACCUGGCGACAGCAAGACAUCGACCGGCGUUCGGAUAAAAAGGCUUCAGAAGGGGAAGAGGACUAUAGUCAGUGCUGGCCAAAGACAUGGCUUGCUUCAGACUGUCCUUCCCUUAGAAUCAUAUCUGUGGAGUAUGACACCCAUUUGAGUGACUGGAAAGCAAAAUGUCCUGUUGAGGCUCACAGGAAGUCUAUUGCUUUCAGGAGCGGUGAGCUGCUUGACAAGCUCAAAGCUGCUGGGAUUGGAGACAGACCUCUGGUGUGGGUAUCCCAUAGCAUGGGUGGUCUUCUAGUCAAAAAGAUGCUGGUGGAUGCUUCCAAGAAUCCAGAAAUGGAUAAAAUUGUAAACAACACCAGAGGAAUCGUAUUUUAUAGUGUACCUCACCAUGGUUCCCAGCUGGCUGAAUAUUCUAUAAAUGCCAGAUAUCUUCUCUUCCCGUCUGUGGAGGUUAAAGAGCUCAGCAAGGAUUCUCCUGCCCUUAAAGAGCUGAAUGAUGACUUCUUGUCUUUUGCCAAAGACAAGAAAUUUUCAGUGCUGAGUUUUGCAGAGACCCUACCAACACACAUAGGCAGCAUGAUAAAACUGCAUGUUGUACCUGUGGAGUCAGCAGAUAUAGGAAUUGGAGACCUUAUUCCAGUGGAUGUUAAUCAUCUAAAUAUUUGCAAGCCAAAGAAGAAGGAUGCUUUCCUGUAUCAGCGUACACUGAAGUUCAUUCAGGAUGUUUUAGCCCAAGAACUGUGAGACUGAGGUUUUGCCAUCCUUUUCUGCUUGUGUCCUGUGUUUGGUGUAACACAGAAACUUCUCCUAACAUUUGUUACGGGAUCUGCAGAAUUACAAGGGUGCUGUGUCAAUAGUAUAUGCUGCUGAAUAGUUUCCUGUACAUCUUGAGCUUUAGACACCUGUCCAGUUUCUCAAAAUACAUUCAAAACAAAUACAAACUUGGCAAAAAGUGAGUGCCCAGGAUAUCUUCUUUUAACAAAAAAAACCCCAAGCUUGCUUUGAAAGCAGGUAAAUAUAUACCUGGGGAUAAGGUCUUACAGAGAGGUUUAGGAACAGUUAAAUGAGGUGGUUUCUAUUGUGUCAAAGGGGAAAAGCAGCAUGUGAUUACUGCAAAGUUUUGGUUUACUGUCUACGUUAGGGUAGCCUGACUGGAGCCUGAAAAAAUAGUAUUCAAGUGAAUGAAUUUGGCAUUUUAGUCUAAUUGCACAAUUUUGUCAUUUGCCUUUUCAUUUAAUAGAUCACCCAGAUUGGUCAGCAGACACAGUAUCUGUUUUUCUGCAUGAAAAGAGACAGGUUGGUAGCUUGCCUUAGUUAGAAAAUUGUUGUUGUUUUAGUCUCUUCGUAUUAAUGAAAACAAAAGAAAUAUUCAUCUUCUUGUAUAUUUCCCUCCUAAUCUUAGCAACUUGUGAGAUUGCUUCCCUUGGGACAGUGUGUAUCUGGUCAGACAGUGCAGUUCUGUGCUUGCUCACACUGAAGAUGUGUUUGAUGGGUUCAGCUCUUCUGCUUUGCUCUUGGGACAGACCAAGAAAUUGGUACAUUCAAAUCCCUGGCUUGUGUUAUUCAUGUAGAAACUUUUCUGUAGCUAACUUUAAGAAGAGCACUGAAAAUGCUCAGUUGGAGCACAACAAAAUGUAGGCCCUGACAAGAAAGCAAAUGCUUAGGGUUUGGAGCUGAGGUAGAAAAAAGUAAAGCAGGGAAAAAAAAAUAUCAGGUGAUUGUAAGGCCUCACUGGAAAUUACCGCAAAUGUUUUGGUUUCUUGGGGGCCAAAUAUGUCUGUUGGUGUAGAUACAGAGAAAAACAGCAGUGUCUUAUUUGAGUUUAUGUUUAGGAUACCCUAACAGUACUGAUGAGAAAUCAGUAUUUUUAGACAGAUAAAAAAAUGGCAGUGCACAGUCACUUUUUUGAAGUCUUAGAUAGUUUGCACUGUGGUUAAAAGCAGCCUCAUGUUAUUGCAGUCUCUUUACUUCCUUUCUUUGCACUUUUAUCCCUCUGAAAACAAACAUGGGCUGUGUAAGGCUGUACUGCUUUUGUUGACCAUUUGUUAGAUAAGGUCUGUGUUGAUCAGGCUUGAGGUGUCUCCUCACAUCACUCCUGUGAGAUGGAUCCAAUACUACUGCCCUUCAAAUGAUGGCUCUGAAAACUGCCAGGGAGGUGGGCUGCACCUUGCAGCUCUGCAUGGGCUUGGUGCUGUGGGCACUGCAGUCCUGGCAGGUCUUGAGAGCAGCCCAGGAGGACACUGCAGCUCAAAAUACACAAGAGCAUUUCCCCCCCUAACUGAGAUGUAGUUAAGAACACUGCAUGGCAGUAUUUUGUAUAGAAAAUGUAACAGAAAUAUCCUAAUUUCUAAAGAGCUUUAUAUUUUUUACACUGUGGUUUAGACUUUGGAGUGUAAAUAUACUAGUACACUUUGUAUUCACAAAGUAGAGUAUGUGGAAUUCAUGGUGAAUAGACCAGGCAUCUAAUAACUGAAUGCUUGUUUCAUGUGACAGAUCUAUUGGUUUUAAUAGACUCCUUUGGCUUACACAGAUUCAGAUCAGUGACAUUAAACAUUAAGCUUAGUAAAUGUACCUGUGUUUUGUAACUGGAAUUCUUAAGGCAAUGUUCUCCUUUUUGUAACUUUAUUUAUGUAUGUGUAACUUCUAAAACUAAUAUUUGGUGGGGGAGUUGUUGGGUUUGGGGGCUUGGGUUUUAUUUUUUUGAAAUAUAGUAAUAAAAUGUGAUUUAAAAAAAUGUCUUGGCUAUGUCACAAAGUAUAUUAAAGGUUGAUGAUCUGCCAGCUGAA